GCUCUAGACUUCAUACCACCCACUGGCUCCCAGGGUGACUGACUCCAAGGGCUCCCCCAUAGGCUGUAGCCAUGAUCUCCAUCUCGGAAUGGCAGAAGUUUGGCCUGGGGAUCGUGGGCUUUGGCAUUUUCUUCAUCCUCCUUGGGAUCCUCUUAUACUUUGACCCAGUGCUCCUGGCCUUUGGAAAUAUACUGUUCCUAUGUGGCCUCACCAUCAUCAUUGGCUUGAAAAAGACUUUUUGGUUCUUCUUCCAACGACAAAAACUGAAGGGCUCAACCUUCUUCCUGGGAGGUGUAAUAAUUGUCAUCUUGCGCUGGCCCAUUUUGGGGAUGACCCUGGAGUUCUAUGGCUCUUUUGCCCUCUUCAGGGGGUUUUUCCCAGUUAUUUCUGGAUUCCUAGGCUCCUGCAUUCCAUUUCUCAGUUCGCUGUUCCAGAGGCAACAGGGCACCAGAUCUAUGGUCUGAUGAGCAGAGAUGGACUCCUUGAACUUGGACUGUGGUAUCUGGGGAAGACUGGACACCAUUCCCACAUGCUUUUCUUGACAACUCCAGUCCUUCCUUUGAGCUGGUCUGGAGGGACAGAACUGAGUGAUCGACUAGAAUUUCCAAUGAGCUCAACGGGAACUCUGGCAAUGUCUGAGGCCCAUGGAUACCCUAAGAAAAAGGAGUGGCCCAAAGCCCGAACCCAUGGAAAUCAUCCUGGGAUGGCUUUACAUUCUUGCUUUGCAUUUAUGGACAACAAAAAGAAAGAGUUUUAAAGUGAAUUUCCAGACUGAGAAGCUGCCUGUCUAGAUCUUAGUGUUAAUGUCUUCAUAGCCCAUGGGAGAUCUUCCUGUCUACCCCCUUGCCUCUAGGGGAGGUGGGCACACAUGCCUUCUCAAAACAGAUGAAUGAAUGACAGUCUUAGUCCUGGAGAGCCACGGCUUUUAUCCUUGUGUUUGACAACUCUUAUAGUUGGCAUUUUCCUUUCCCUCUAUAACUCUCAAUCCUUUUUAAUAGAAUGAAGCACUUUUUCAUCAUUCACUCCUAACACUGAGCAACCCCUGUGUGUGUGUGUGUGUGUGUGUGUGUGUGUGUGUGUGUGUGUGUGUGUGUGUGUGUGUAAGAGGAGGAAGAUCCAGUGAAAGGAGAAGACUGUCCCAUCUUCUUAUGGGAGAGAUACUGGAUCUAUCUUCAGAGAACCUCUGGUAGGAUGGGGGAAGAUAGGAGCUCUGCCAUGAAGGAGCUCUCCCAGGCUAGGAUAGUAAGCCAGACUUCCCUAACCUUUCCACCAAAAACAGACAAAACAUUCAAAACCAAAACUGUGAAUGUGAAUUCUUUUAACAGCAUUGUUUUUUUCUAUGGAGAGAAAAUAAUACUCAGAUAAUGCUAAGAAACUAUGAUCACUUCAUGUCCAAGAACUAUGAGUGUGGGAUGAUAAUUCCAAAGAAGACCUUUUGGAAUAAUGGGCAUGAUUCUAGACUCAAAGUCAGGAAGAUCUGGGUUCAAAUUCUAACCCAGAUACUUACCAGCUGUGUGUCCUUGUCUAAGGUCACACAUCAUCUGUCACAGAGUUAGAAAUGCUUGAACCCAGGGCUUCUGACUCCAGGAGUAUUUUCCAGCACAUCUCCAUGUUUGUGGGAAGGCAGGAAGUAUCUAAGUUUCUUAGCUGUGUGAUCCUGGACAAGUCACUUAAUCCUAAUUGCCUAGCUUUUAUUGCUCUUCUGCCUUAGAAUCAACAUUAAUACUAAUACAUAAAUUAAUGUUUUUUUUUAAGUAUCUAAGGGAGUUGUUUCCUGUAGAUAAUAGGUUAUGAUCAUUUUUCUCUCCAGAAUUGUUCUGUGGGAUAUAUGGGGGCGGGGGGUGUGUGUGUGGCUUUUCAAGAUGACCCAUCAUGAUUCCUUCUGAUUCUACUUUUACAGCCUUCACCAGUUUCAGGCACAUCUCAUCAUGGCAACUGCCCCUCACAAUGGUGGAAACAUUAAACAGGGUCAUGUCUCAGGGAAAGAAACUAUCUGGAAAUUGCCAGUUUGAAUCUGGGCCCCUUAGGAGCAAGAUAUUCAACUGAGUUCUGGAAUCCUUCUCCAUAUUCCCCAGUUCUUCCUACUGCCCUAACAUUGUCCUCUAGGAUUUCUCUUUUCUCCCUUUUUUAUCCUGGGUGGCAGUUAUAACUUGUAGUCCUGGUGUGUUCCUCCCAAGGGGAGGCUAUGCAGAGGAGUCUUCCUCUGAGUGGAGAUGUUGGGGCCAAAUGUAGUCCUUGAGUGCUCUCCUUUGUGUAAUCUCCCACUUCCAGGGUGGGUAUUAAGGGAUCAUGGAGGUCAUCUACUUCAAACACUUCAUUUUACAGAUGUCCAAAGACAUUAGAAGACUUGUUCAAGGUCAUGUAGAUAGUAAGUGGCAAAGUCAGGAUUUGAACCUGAGUCCUCUGAUUCCAAAUUUAAUGUCUUUUGUAUUGUAUAUUGCAAAAUUACACCCACUGGGCCUUUAUCAAUCAGAACUUACAGAUAGGCAAUUGCCAAAAAGCAAUUGUAUUGGAGAGCUCUGCUAUUUGCUAGCUGUGCGACUGGAUAAAUCAUUUAUCCUCUCUGGAACUUAGUUUCCUUAUCUGUGAAAUGAGUGAGUAGAAAUAGGUAAAUGGUCAAAGGACACAAACCAUUUUCAAAAGAAAAAUGGUAAACUAUUGACCAUGUGAAAAAUGACUAAAUCACUAAGAGAAAUGCAACUUAUAACACCUCGGUGGUUUCUUUUCAUGCCCCUUAAAAUUGUUGUUUAAUUGUUUCAGUCAUGUCUGACUCUUCAGAACCUCAUUAGGGAUUUUGUUGACCAAGAUAAUAUAGUGGUUUGGCAUUUCCUUUUCCAUCUCAUUUUACAGAUGAGUAAACUGAGGCAAACAGAGUUGGUGAAGACACUUGCCCAGGGUCACCCAUCUUGUGUCUGAGUUCAGCAAUGAACAUUACCCUUAAAAUUAGUAAAGAUGAAAAAAGGUAAAAACAGUCAAUGCCUUCUAGUAGAUUUCCCUGCCUCUAGCAUCAAUCCAUGCCAAUCCAUCUUCAACUCAGCUGCCAAGAAACUUUUCCUAAAACACAAGUCUGACUAUGUCACCCCCCCCUCUAUUGGGCAAAUUCCAGUGGCUCCCUCUUUCUUUCAGGGGCAAACAUAAAAUUCUCUUGUUUGUAUUUAAAGCCCUUUACAGCCUGGUCUCUCCUCCUUUUCCAGUCUCCCUUCACUUACCUGCCCUCCCCACACUCUACAAUCCCAAUACACAGUUUUCCUUGCCCUUCUUCACAUAUGACACUCAGAUUCUGCCUUUGUACUGGCUGUCCCUUUCCCUGGAGUAUUCCCUAUUCUUACCUCUGUUUCCUGGCUUCCCUUGGGUUCUUUUAAGACUCAACUCAAAUCAGGAGAUCUGGGUGGCUCAGUGGAUAGAGUGUCAGGCCUGGAUUUGAGAGAACCUGGGUUCAAAUCUGGCCUCAGACACUGCCAAGCUGUGUGACCCUGGGCAAGUCACUUAAUCCCCAUUGUCCAGCCCUUACUACUCUUUUGUCUUGAAAUUAAUACUUUGUGUCAAUUCUAAGAUGGAAAGCAAGGUUUUUUCUUUUUUUUAAUGACCCAAUAGGACAGGGGGCACUAUGGACAAAAAUGGGCUCUCUCACCUCCUGGGUCUGAUAGUUGACAUAAGGACUUGACCUGUGAUCUCCCCGAAAUAGGGGCCUUCCCAACAAGGAUACUCCCUAUCAAAGAUCAUCAGUACCUGCUCUACAGUGUUCCAUGUUAGAGAUCUUCUUGGAGUCCUGACAGUGACUUACUCAGAUCACACAGCUCAUAUGGCUUAGUCUUGGGCACUGAAUCAAUCCAGGUAUUCCUGACUUGGAGCUCUCUAUCCAUGAGGCCAUGUUGCCACUAUGCUAGUGUUAAAGAAGAAAGAACAGUCCCCAAUUCACGGGGGUCCUGAUCUCUGAUCUGCUUAAAUAGAGGUCAAAUAUGGUAAGUAGAGAAGGAGGGAAACAAUUAUUAAGUGCCCACUUUGUGCCUUGUGGGCAUUGUGCAAUGUGUGGGCAUUGUACUAAGCACUUUAUUUUUUAAUUUUUUAAACCAUUACCUUCUGUCAGUAUCAGUUCUAAGACAGAAGAGUGGCAAGAACUAGGUAAUGGGGGUUAAAUGACUUGUUUAGGAUCACCAGUUACGAAGUGCCUGAGGCCAGAUUUGAACCCAGGUUCUCUUGACUCCCAAGUCUGAAACUCUAGCUUCCAUGCUACAUAGCUGUCCUCUAAGCCCUGAAUAAAUAUUCUCUCUCUUGAUCCUUACAACAACCCUGGGAGGUAGAUGCUAUUCUUAUCUUCAUUUUAUAGUUCAGAAAAAUGUAGAAAACACAAGUUAAGUGGUUUACCCAGGAUCACAUAGCUGCUAAGUUUUGUGUGUUUUAAAAUGGCUCUGAACCCUGGGAGACUGCAUCUCCCAGGACUCUCCACCCCAAUUUCCUCAGACAUCUCUCACUUCCUUUGGAGGAGGUGUAUGAGAAGAUAUAAAAGAAGAGAGAAACAGUGGUUUGGAGCCUUUUCUGCAGAAGCCCUUUUCUGGAGAAGAGCCUUUUUGCCCAGAGACCCUUUUACCCCUGGGCUGAAGAUCAAACUUUCUCUAGCUCCCAAACCUUUACUUUCCUAACCUAAAUAAACCUACUUAAUUACC
Messenger RNA from Monodelphis domestica (gray short-tailed opossum), 4664 nucleotides. It is a transcript of the gene GOLT1A, whose product is annotated as golgi transport 1A. Gene Ontology annotation, cellular component: membrane; endoplasmic reticulum. NCBI's taxonomy places the organism in Eukaryota, Metazoa, Chordata, Mammalia, Didelphimorphia, Didelphidae. The record is from RefSeq and is a predicted model, not a curated record. Gene Ontology annotation, biological process: endoplasmic reticulum to Golgi vesicle-mediated transport; retrograde transport, endosome to Golgi.